GAUCUAAGUCUGCCUCGCGUUCCCGCAUAAUCGGUAUAAUUCCUCGUAAUACUCAAAGAAAAUGUUUAACGUGUGACUCAUCGAGCUGAAAUUAUCGGAAGGGAAAAGAAGCGUCGAGAUGGUGAGCGAGAAAGAAUUUUGGACGGAGAUUCGAAAAGAUAUAUCGCGAUACAAAAAGAGAAAACCACGGGUUGUUCCUGCCUUCACCAUUCAGGCUCUGCAGGAGAACACGAUCGUUGCAAAACCCCCGCGAUGCAGACCAUACAAACCUCGUCCACCUAAACCGUCGACCUUCCGAAAGUUCUACAAACGCGGCGUGUUGCCAAUCUCUCUGGAAAACGACGGCUACGAUCAAAAAAUCAAUUGGAAAGUAGACAUAGAGGACUUGGACUUUCAUCAUUAUCUACCGAUGUUCUUCGAUGGAUUAACGGAAACCGAGCAACCGUACAAGUUUCUAGCAGAACAAGGAAUAUCAGACAUGCUGGAACACGGUGGGCCUAAGAUCUUGCCAGUUAUUCCUCAACUGAUCAUUCCUAUUAAGAACGCUUUAAACACAAGAAUGCCCGAAAUAAUCUGCACUACCAUGAAAGCUCUCCAACGUUUAGUACGUUCGGCCGACUGUAUCGGUGAAGCUCUGGUCCCGUAUUUCCGGCAAAUCCUACCUAUCCCCAAUUUACUUAAAGACAAGAAUGUGAAUCUCGGAGAGGGUAUCGAUUAUUCUCAGCAAAGAGGAGAAAACGCGGCAGACCUUAUACAAGAAACGCUGGAGAUAUUGGAAAGAUACGGUGGCGAGGAUGCGUUUAUAAAUAUCAAAUAUAUGGUUCCCACUUACGAGUCUUGUAUGAUGAAUUAAUAGAUAGAAAAUCACGCCACACAAUUGGAAGUAACA
Messenger RNA from Odontomachus brunneus, 889 nucleotides. Its product is annotated as parkin coregulated gene protein homolog. Bases 119 to 853 code for a protein of 244 amino acids. The record is from RefSeq and is a predicted model, not a curated record. Gene Ontology annotation, molecular function: Hsp70 protein binding; Hsp90 protein binding. Lineage: Eukaryota; Metazoa; Arthropoda; Insecta; Hymenoptera; Formicidae. The transcript has 4 exons.